AUAUAUACACACAUCCAAAUAAUAAUACAAUAUGGCUGUUGGUAAGAACAAGAGACUCUCCAAGGGUAAGAAGGGUUUGAAGAAGAAGGUCGUUGACCCUUUCACCAGAAAGGACUGGUUCGACAUUAAGGCUCCUUCCACUUUCGAAAACAGAGCCGUCGGUAAGACUUUGAUCAACAGAUCUACCGGUUUGAAGAACGCCGCUGAUGGUUUGAAGGGCCGUGUCGUCGAAGUUUGUCUUGCUGACUUGCAAGGUUCCGAAGACCACUCCUACAGAAAGGUCAAGUUGAGAGUUGACGAAGUCCAAGGUAAGAACUUGUUGACCAACUUCCACGGUAUUGACUUCACCACUGACAAAUUGAGAUCUUUGGUUAGAAAGUGGCAAUCUUUGGUUGAAGCCAACGUCACCGUUAAGACCUCUGACGACUACGUCUUGAGAAUCUUCGCCAUUGCCUUCACCAAGAGACAAGCCAACCAAAUCAGAAAGACUACCUACGCUCAAUCUUCCAAGUUGAGAGAAGUUAGAAAGAAGAUGAUUGAAAUCAUGCAAAGAGAAGUUUCUAACUGUACUUUGGCUCAAUUAACCUCCAAGUUGAUUCCAGAAGUCAUUGGACGUGAAAUCGAAAAGUCUACCCAAACCAUCUUCCCAUUGCAAAAUGUCCACAUCAGAAAGGUCAAGUUGUUGAAGCAACCAAAGUUCGACUUGGGUGCUUUGUUAGCUUUGCACGGUGAAGGUUCUACCGAAGAAAAGGGUAAGAAGGUUUCUGCUGGUGGUUUCAAGGAUGUUGUUUUGGAAACUGUCUAAGCAUACCAUUCUCCAUAUAACUCAAAUUAUUAAAACAUUACGGGUUAGUUAUUGUUAAGCAAUAGCUAACUUUAAAUCAUAC
Messenger RNA from [Candida] anglica, 887 nucleotides. Lineage: Eukaryota; Fungi; Ascomycota; Pichiomycetes; Serinales; Debaryomycetaceae. The record is from the annotation of a GenBank genome assembly.